Colletotrichum tamarilloi is the source of this 1752-nucleotide messenger RNA. RefSeq lists its product as uncharacterized. The record is from RefSeq and is a predicted model, not a curated record. The coding region runs from base 1 to 1752 and encodes 583 amino acids. Lineage: Eukaryota; Fungi; Ascomycota; Sordariomycetes; Glomerellales; Glomerellaceae. The transcript has 3 exons.
AUGAGCCGCGAGGAGUUCUGGGGUGAGAAUCGUGAAAUGAUUUGGUUGACAGCCGAAUAUCAGACUCGCGUUGAGAAAGCCGUUGACGAGGGCUUUGUGAAGUCAGGUCUCAGUCAUCCAUGGAUCUCCACGUCUCCUCGGCAAAAUGUGCCCACGUACUAUGUCAGGCACUUUGGAUCACAUCCUGAUCCAUGUGAUGUGGUACACGAGGACCUGAGCGCCAGGGAAUUGUUUACACAUUUCGAUGAGGAGGCGUCUGAUGCUACUGAGCCUUUCAGGAGGCUCAUCAUUCUGGAAGAUGUGGACCCGCGGAUGGCGGAGAUGCUUGGAGUCAAGCUCGACAUACCGCCAGAGUUUUGGCUUGCGCAUUGCGAUCAAACAUGUCGAUUUAAUCCAGUCGAUGGGUUCCGAAAUAGACAAGGGCGAUCCAAGUAUUGGAGAGUUCUCGUUCCACAGGUUCGAAAAGCGCCUUCGACGGUAGAGCAGGAAGACACCGAAUGUAGGAUCGAAGUAGGGGCUUUCGACCGGUUUAGUGUAGUCCUCCCUAAAAAGAAGGCCCUGGGAUAUAUCGAAUUCUACGGUAUCGUUUCUUUCUGGGGCAUGACGCAUGGUGAGAAUGGUUGGACACUUGUCAUCCUCGUGGAUCCCCGGCAAACAAGCCUUCGAAAGCUGAAGGGAGAACAGAAGACAGACUGUAUCAGUCUGUCGAAUGAUGAAUACACGCGAAGGCGAAUCACCAAAGAGGUCAUCGUCGGCGGCAACCAUGCACCACUCGACGCUCCAUAUGCCUCUGCGUUAUACAAUGAUCUUCGUCGGGCAUACGAUGAAAACGUCGAUAUCAUUUCCGACCUGCGAGAUCCGUUUGUCGCGACUGUGCCCGUUCGAAAUUUGGUCUUUUCACUUUGGGAAGACUUUGUCUGCGUAUUCCAGUCAACACUUCUCGACGAGCUCUUGGAAGACGAAGCUCAAUGGAGGGACUUCAGCGGCGCUGCAGCUGCGAAACGGCUAGAAAGUAGCUCUGAUAUGGACGGUUACCAGCGUAUUGUCAACCUAGGGCGAGACAUCCGCGAAAAAAGGCGUCUCAUCAAAGACGUCAAAGAUUCCUUCAUUGCCCCCGACGUCGACCAAUGGGGAGCAGAUUUUGGCAUUACCGCUUUGACAUUUGGCUCAGUCAUGGAUUCCACCCAAGGUGUUGCAGUGGAACAACAGCAAGGCAUGGAGUCCACCCAAGGUGUCGCAGUGGAACAACAGCAAGGCAUGGAGUCCACCCAAGGUGUCGCAGUGGAACAACAGCAAGGCAUGGAUUCCGCUCAGAGACAAGUCGCAAUGGAACAAAGGCGUUGGAACAAACUCGACGGUAUGCUGCUCGAGGUUGAGGGGACGUUUGGGACAUUCAUGGACAACUUUGCCAAGCGGGCCAACAUGCAACGUUUGUUCGCAAAUAACCGACAAGCUCGAAGCGCGGGGCAGCUGACCAAGCUGGCCACGGUUGCUGUCCCGUUCUCUAUAGUCUCGGCAAUAUUUUCGAUGGGAGGGGAUUUCGCUGCAGGAGAAAGACUCUUUUGGGUCUACUGGGGCGUUUCCCUUCCAGUGACUGGGCUCUUGUUGAUCUGGAUCAUCUUUUCGGUCGAGAUUUCCGACUGUAGGAAAAAGAUUGAGGAUCAUCUUAAGAAGGCGUGGCCUAAGAGGAUGAAGGAUCGCCACCACUGCAAAAAUUGCACGUGCAACAAAGGUUCCGAUGAGGAAGUGUGA